This is a messenger RNA of Salvia hispanica, 1206 nucleotides long. RefSeq names its product S-adenosyl-L-methionine-dependent methyltransferases superfamily protein. The record is from RefSeq and is a predicted model, not a curated record. Lineage: Eukaryota; Viridiplantae; Streptophyta; Magnoliopsida; Lamiales; Lamiaceae.
AAAGAAAUUACCAAAUUCAUUAGGGAUUAAAGAGUCUUUUCGUGCGCAAUGAGUCGGUUUUCACUUUCGAUAGCUGACUAGGGAUUUGCUAAUCAACUGCGUGAUAAUCACAUCGACUGGCACCUUGAAUCCCAGGGCAGUGAAGAUUUUGGAAUUCAAGAGUUAAUUUGUACCUACCACAUUUUCAAAUGGAGGCAGACAGGCUAAACUCACCUGACACAUCGGCAGUGACAUUUGAAGUUCUUGGCCAUCAGCUGCAUUUUGCGCAGGAUCCAAAUUCAAAGCAUUUAGGAACUACCGUUUGGGAUGCAUCAAUGGUGUUUGCCAAAUUUCUGGAAAAGAAUUGUAGGAAGGGGAGAUUUUCACCAUCUAAAUUGAAAGGGAAGCGUGUAAUUGAACUCGGAGCGGGCUGUGGCGUGGCUGGAUUCGGCAUGGCAUUGCUGGGAUGCGACGUUGUUUCAACUGAUCAAACUGAGGUCUUGCCUUUGCUUAUGAGAAAUGCUGAACGAAACACCUCUAGAAUACUCCAGACGCUUUCUGAUCCUGAGUCUUUUGGAUCCGUUCAAGUUGCAGAGCUCAACUGGGGAAAUGCAGAUCAUAUAAGGGCUGUUGAACCACCUUUCGAUUAUAUUAUUGGCACCGAUGUAGUCUAUGCAGAGCACCUUUUAGAGCCUCUGCUGCAGACGAUUCUUUCAUUAUCCGGUCCAAGGACUACCAUCAUGUUGGGAUAUGAACUUCGCUCCACGAAUGUCCACGAUCAGAUGCUCGAGUUGUGGAAGAGAAAUUUUCUAGUUAAAAGUGUUCCUAAAUCAAAGAUGCACAGUUUGUACCAACACCCAAGCAUACAACUUUUCAUGAUGAGCCCCAAGCCUUCAGGCUGCACGGUUGAUGAGACUGAUUGCAGUGGCGAAGAGAUUAAAUCAGAGGAAUCAAAGCAAACCUCAGACGACAAUGAUCUCACGAUGGGGGAUUUUGAAGGAAGCAGGCUGUUGAAUAAAGAUAUCAGCGACUGGGAAGCGAGAAGGUGUGGAGCAAUGGCUGCUAAACUUCUUCGAGAUGUAAAGAUAACAUAGACAGACGAUACCUUCACUACAGGUAACAGUGCAUUUAGCUCUGAAAUAUUACAAAUGUAGCACAAUGAUUUCAUGUUAUUUACCAAACAAAGCUGUAUCAGAUGCUCUGAGCAAUGUAUUCUGUUCUGUGUGA